Molecule: messenger RNA, 2802 nt
Organism: Ostreobium quekettii
Lineage: Eukaryota; Viridiplantae; Chlorophyta; Ulvophyceae; Bryopsidales; Ostreobiaceae
Source: the annotation of a GenBank genome assembly
AUGAGCGCCAGUGCUGCUGGGCCUUGUGCCGAACAGCGCAGUCCACAAGGCAACACGGUUUUCUUUCGCACUGGGGACUUAGGCAUUGUUGAUGAUAAAGGGCUACUGACGAUUGUUGGCAGGGCAGACCUGCAGGUGAAAGUGAAUGGUGUACGUGUUGAUGUGCUGGAGGUGGAAACAAGACUUGAAGAACAUCCAAUGGUGACCAGUGCUGCUGUCAAGGCGUGGCCGACCCCAGUAGCUGGAGGUCAAGUACUGGUCGCCUACAUUGUGCCCACUGCACUUCCUGCGCAAUACAAUGCAGGCACUGGCUCUGCUGGUGCCAAUGACUUCGAGAGCCAGCUAUUGUUUGACCAACUGCGCUCUUGGCUGGGUAGCAGUCUACCCCAGGCUGCCAUACCAUCCAGUUUUCAGAUUGCAACUCAACUGCCUAAGUCCUGCGCUGGAAAGGUUGCACGGGGCCAGCUGCCACCUCCCAACUGGGCCAACCACCAAGCACAUUGGAAACCGAAAUGGGGACAACAGAACAGCACAGUUGCACCACCGCAUCCAGUGGAAUCUGUGGAUUGCCAGCCAGUACAUUCAACAGAUGCCUAUCAUGAAACUCUGGUUACUUGCAGCCAGGCACCUCCUGAACAUGGCGGCCUUCGUUUCACCGAUGGCACUGUUAAGGGGAAUACAAGCCAAGGGCAGAUGGCGUCGUGUGGUCUGGAGCCAAUGGUGCUAUCCGCUUUCGCCGAUGUGCUUUGCUGGGGGGAUUUUAACCAACGUAAAGUUUCCAAUUUGGAGCCAACCAGCAAUUUCUUUCAGCAUGGUGGCACAUCACUCUCUGCCAUAUCCCUGGCCAGCAAACUGAAGGUGGAGCCGUCGGUGGUGCAUGCACUGCCAACCCCAAGAGAGCUUGCUCAGUUUAUUGCAGGUGGGCAUGAUGUGGCAUUGAAACAUUUGCACUCCCAACACCUCCGUAGCGAACAAGACACACGCAUGCCAUCCUUUGUUUGGCUGGAACAUCAAACAAGGCUUUGCCCAACGUCACAGGUGGGUGCCGUUGCACCAACGUGGACUUUGCGAAGAAGGGUGGCUGGGACUGGAGGUGAAUAUGUGGCCGGUGAUCCCAUUCUAGACGCUGUUGAUGGCCACAAACAAGCUGCAACAACAACAGUCACAUGCAUGCAAAGGAGCAAGAAGCCCAAGUUGAUGGAUUCCCACAGGAACCAACAAUAUCACCAGGCAACUGAACUGACAUCAGUCCAGCAUUGCUUUGUCUGUCCAAAGGACAGCAAUGGCAGGACUGUUUCAGACCAGGCGAACAUCUGGAACAGUCGCUUGGAACAUGGUGAUCUUAGAGGCUGCCAUUGCUAUUGUCUAUCCGGACUGAGCAGCAGCAAAUUGGAAGGAGGCCAUGGCCAUGUUGGAAUGCAGGCAACUGGCAGAGACGCAUGGCCUUUGUCAGCUGAUGGAGACGUGAGACUAUCCUUGAUUGCAACUCAAGCGCCAAGACCUCCACAAGAGGGGCAUACAUCACAGCCUCCAUGCCACAACAAUUGUGACGACGAGGGGAGCUUGUCAGCCCAAUGGUCGCACCAAAUGAGUCAAUGCGUUGAUGCCCCCCCUGUGGUCGUUCUUUUUCCUGCAACAGAAAAUGAAAUCCGCUGUGGUGCCUGUGCAAGCUGUGCUUGUGGCCUGGCUUUGGCCUCCUCACAUGGGGGUGAUGUUGCCUGCUUGAGCCUGACUUGCGGUGAUGUUUUAUGGACCACAAACGUUGGAAACAGAGCAGACGCCGGCCUGACUGUGACCAGUGACAUGCAGUCUGUUGCAGUGGCUUGUAGAGUUGGCACGAUCUAUUUCCUUCGCCUGGUAGAUGGCAUCGUUCUUGGCCAAGUGAACGUGGGGGGAGAGAUCAGGUCCCCCCCCUUAGUGGAUCCAUGGGAGGGGUACAUCUGGGUGGGCACACAUGGCCGUGACGUAGUUGCUGCAAUGUCACCUGGGAUCAUCGUGCUCACACAUCCAGUCCAGGAGCCGAUCUUGUGUUCCAUUGCUUUUGGUGGGCUCGAUCGUUGUGUGUAUGUUGCGACUCUCGGUGGAACAGCCAUGGCCCUGCGCUUCAAGGGUGGUAGAAGAGGUGCAGAUGAGGUGUGCACCAAGUGGGCGCACGAACUGGGGGCGCCUAUCUUCUCAUCACCGCAAGUUGAUGGGGCUACUGGAAUUGUGGUCUGCGCAACGGUGAAAGGAACGGUGGUAGCGAUUUCGGCCUCAUCAGGUGACCUUGUGUGGGCGAGGAACCUGCACGCCACUGUUUUUGCGCCUGCAAGCGUGUCUCCCAAAGGGAUGGAGGAGUGUGUUCUUGUACCAACCCAUGCUGGGUCUGUCCACUGUUUGGCGCUGGCGACCGGGGAAGUGAUGGCGGCGAUACACUUACACGAGGGCCCAAUUUCGAACCCCGUCUCUGCAGGCUUCUGUCUUCCUUGUUUGCACAGCAGCUCCUGUCCACUGAUGGGCGGCGCCCCAUCGGCUCGUUCGUGUGGGAGCGGUGGGCGUGAGAAUGAUUGCGGGGCAGUGGGGCCCGAGAGUGUCUGCCUGGUGGCUGUGUGCAACAAUGCUGGUUGCCUGGUGAUCCUGAAAAUGGUGCAUGCCCCCGAAUUAGCGGUGCAAGUAAUCGCGUCGUUGGAAUUUCCUGGAGAAGUGUUUUCAUCACCAACGAUUGCGGCAGGAAAGGUGGUGCUGGGCUGUCGAGACGACCGACUGUACUGCGUUGACUUGGGGGCCAUGAUUCAGAGUUCUUUCAACAAAGAGUCACAGUGA